AUGGCUCCAAAGACUCGAUCCGCCGGAAAUACAAGCAAGGAUGGUGCGUCAGAAAAGAAAAAAGAAUCAGUGGUGGAGAAGAAAAAAGCUACGGCGGAGAAGAGGAAAGCUUUGGCGGAAAGGAAGAAGGCCUCAGCCCUAAAAAGAAAAGAAGCAGCGAGAAAGCAGAAGCGAGACACUGGUGUAGAUGGUGGGUUCUCGUCGAAUCCAAUCAAGCGGAGUCGGACAGCAUCAGCGAAAUCCCGAUCAAGUCCAUCACUUUCGGUUCAGCCACAAAAAUCACCUACUCAAACACCCAAUGAGGCGGAGAAUCCACGGCAAGCUCCAAUAAAUUCUAACAACAGAGAGUCACGCUCACUUGAGGCUGCCAUUAACAGUGAAGCGCAACAAACGGCUGGAUCUAACAACAGAGAUUCAAACACACCUGAGGCUGCCACUGGAUCUUCUGCCAUUGACAAUGACGAUCCAAGAACGGUAAACAAGGCAAUUUGA
This is a messenger RNA of Eruca vesicaria subsp. sativa (arugula), 492 nucleotides long. Lineage: Eukaryota; Viridiplantae; Streptophyta; Magnoliopsida; Brassicales; Brassicaceae. The record is from the annotation of a GenBank genome assembly.